Messenger RNA from Sebastes umbrosus (honeycomb rockfish), 6391 nucleotides. RefSeq names its product ATPase phospholipid transporting 10A (gene atp10a). The transcript is spliced from 22 exons. NCBI's taxonomy places the organism in Eukaryota, Metazoa, Chordata, Actinopteri, Perciformes, Sebastidae. Gene Ontology annotation, biological process: phospholipid translocation. Gene Ontology annotation, cellular component: plasma membrane. The record is from RefSeq and is a predicted model, not a curated record. Bases 564 to 5573 code for a protein of 1669 amino acids. Gene Ontology annotation, molecular function: ATP binding; ATPase-coupled intramembrane lipid carrier activity; ATP hydrolysis activity.
UUUUCAUAUGUUAUAGUAAUUUCCUUCUAUAUCUAUGGUUGCUAAUUUUUGCAAAACUUGCUUUUAUUUUUACUUUCAUUUUCUCUUUUUUAUGUUUAUGUGUAAACCCACAUGGUAAUAAACCGGAUUCUGAGUGUUAUUUCUUUUUAUGUGCAUUCUUUUAAUAAAUAAAGUACUAGUACUAUUUACUACACACAUUUAAGAGAGGUAGAUACCUUUAAGGUGGAGAUAGAUAGAUUAAAGACAGACAUAGAUACAUUUAAGAUACAUUUAAGGUAGAGAUAGGUUCAUUUCAGAUCUAUUUUCUUCCCUUUGUGACCAGAUGAUGUAACCUUGUCUCCAUGUUGUAAGCAGCUGUGAGCCUCUCAGUCACAUAUUGAUCAUGUUUUGGUCCAUGAUGGAGACUAGUUCUACUCCAGAUCAGAUCAGAUCAGAUCAGAUCAGAUCAGAUGUGGAUCAGUCUGCUUCCUGGGACUCAGUGUGAACUCUCAGUGUGUGAACUCUCAGUGUGAACUCCUAGAAUACCGCGUGGCACUCUGAGACACAGACAGAGCCCCGGUUGGAUGGAGGAGGGGCCACCGGAGGGAGGGUCUGAGGGAGGGUUCUGGGGUCUAGAGGGGUCGGGUUACCGGAGCAGAUCGACACCCCCAGACCCCCCCAGACCCGCUCACAGACCUCCUCUCGGUGCGCCUCCUGCGCGCAUGCGUAAAUCUCCAAACACAUCUCCAUUACGCAUCAGCUGGAGGAGCCUCAUCCACGUGGUCUACAGAUCUACUGCUGAGCUCAGAAGAGGGAGGGACGUCCUGGUCCUGGUCCUGCCUCCAGACCGUCUGGUCCUGCCUCCAGGAGUCCUGGUCCUGCCUCCAGACCAGCUCAGCAUCCUCCUGCAGGAAAAAGAGAAAAAAGAGAAAGAAAGAAGACAAACAAGCAAAAGUUUCUCUGGUUGUUGGAGAGAAGACAGAGGACAUGGAGGACAUGGAGGACAUGGACCCGGUACCGUGAAGACACCGACGGAGACUUUGUCCACACGCAGGAGGAAGAGGAGGAAGAGGAAGAGGAGGAGGACUGGAGGACUGGACAUGGACACCGAGGACAGCACCAGGGUGUCCAAACCUCCUAAAGUCAAGAGACACAGAAAGAAGAGACCCAAAGAGACGAAGACCCGGACUGUCCAGGCUAACGUCCUGUGGGACCAGCAGCAGUCCAAAGGAGAGGACAACCCGAACCGGCUCUACACAGACAACCGGAUCAAGACCACCAAGUACACGGUUCUGUCCUUCCUCCCGAAGAACCUGUUCGAGCAGUUCCACCGCUUCGCCAACGUCUACUUCGUCUUCAUCGCUCUGCUCAACUUCGUCCCGGUGGUCAACGCCUUCCAACCGGAGCUGGCUCUGGCCCCGGUGGUCUUCAUCCUGUCCGUUACCGCCGUCAAAGACCUGUGGGAGGACUACCGGAGACACAGGUCCGAUACCGAGAUCAACCACAUGGACUGUCUGGUCUACGGAAGAGCGGAGCGCCGCUACGUGGAGAAGUACUGGAAGGAGGUUCGGGUGGGAGACUUUAUCAGGCUGCGCUGUAACGAGAUCCUCCCCGCCGACGUCCUGCUGCUGAGCUCCAGUGACCCCGACCGCCUCUGUCACAUCGAGACCGCCACGCUGGACGGAGAGACCAACCUCAAGCAGAGGCAGGUCGUCCGCAGCUUCUUCGACCUGGAUUGUGAUUUUGACCCGUUAAAGUACAACAGCAUCAUUGAAUGUGAGAAGCCCAACAACGACCUGAACCGCUUCAGAGGAUACAUAAUCCACCGGAGCGGCAGAAGAGACGCACUUUACAAAGAGAACCUGCUGCUGAGAGGCUGCACCAUCCGCAACACGGAGGAGGCCGUGGGGAUCGUCAUUUACGCAGGUCACGAGACCAAAGCCAUGCUGAACAACAACGGGCCGCGCUACAAGCGCAGCAAACUGGAGCGCCAGAUGAAUGUGCACGUGUUCUGGUGCGUCAUCAUCCUGCUGGUCAUGUGCCUGUUCACUGCUGUCGGUCACGGGCUGUGGAUGUUUCAGUACGGAGAUAAGAGACCCGUGUUUGACGUCCUCGGUCCAGAUGGGACGGACUUAUCGCCCAUCAUGUCUGCUAUUUAUCUCUUCCUCACCAUGAUCAUCGUCUUUCAGGUGCUGAUACCGAUCUCUCUCUUUGUGUCGAUUGAGAUCGUGAAGAUCUGCCAGGUGUUCUUCAUCCAUCAGGACUCUGAUCUGUACGACGAGGAGACCGACUCCCAGCUGCAGUGCCGAGCUCUGAACAUCACCGAGGACCUCGGCCAGAUGCAGUACAUCUUCUCCGACAAGACGGGCACGCUGACGGAGAACAAGAUGGUGUUCCGCCGCUGCACCGUGGCGGGGGUGGAGUACUCCCAUGAUGCCAAUGCCAGGAGACUGGCUAUGUACCAGGAGAUGGACUCUGAGGAGGAGGAGUGUACGUCUCACGGCGGUACGCUGCCCAGGAGGGACAGCGUGACCAGCCACCAGAGCGCCCGGGUGGUGCUGCGCUCCCAGAGCACCAAGUCCCACCGCAGGACGGGCAGCCGGGCGGAGGCCAAGCGAGCCAGCAUCCUGUCCAAGCACACGGCCUUCAGCAGCCCCAUGGAGAAAGACAUCACCCCCGACCCUCAGCUGCUGGAUAAAGUCAACGAAUGCAGCAGUCAGAUGGACUUCAUGCGUUUCCACAGCCAGCCGAUGUCCCAGCUGCCCUCCGACCUCGCCGACGUCAUCGACUUCUUCAUCGCUCUGACCGUCUGCAACACGGUGGUGGUGUCGUCCCCCAACCAGCCCCGACACAAGGUCCGGAUGAGGUUUGAGCUGAAGUCUCCAGUGAAGACCAUCGAGGACUUCAUCAAGCGCUUCACGCCGAGCCGCCUGACCUCCGGCUCCAACAGCAGCAGCUCCUCCAGCCUCAUCACCAACCGCUCCUCCAACCGGGGCUGCUCCAGCGUGCUGUCCUCGCCGUCUGCAGAGAGCACGCUCACCAAGCUGCACGAGGAGCAGACGCCCGGGGGCCUGGAGCACGCCUUCAGCGCCGUCCCGCCGUGCUACGACGGGAAGCCCUGGAACCCGGAGGACGGCGAGCUGCGCUACGAGGCCGAGUCGCCCGACGAGGCCGCGCUGGUCUACGCCGCCAGGGCCUACAAGUGCUCCCUGGUGGGACGCCUCCCGGACCAGGUGACCGUGGAGCUGCCGCACCUGGGGAAGCUGAGCUUCGAGCUGCUGCACACGCUGGGCUUCGACUCCACCAGGAAACGCAUGUCGGUGGUGGUCAGACACCCGCUGACGGACCAGAUCACCGUCUACACUAAAGGAGCCGACUCCGUCAUCAUGGACCUCAUCAGACCCCCCGACACAGGAAACUCUAAAGGGAGACGGCAGAAAAAGAUCGUCAGCCGGACCCAGAACUACCUGAACCUGUACGCCGCUGACGGCCUCCGCACGCUCUGCAUCGCUAAGAAGGUCCUGAGUAAGGAGCAGUACGCCUGCUGGCUGCAGCGCCACCUGGAGGCGGAGACGGCCAUCCAGGGAAGAGAGGAGCUGCUCUUUGACUCGGCACUGCGACUGGAGACAAACCUCCAGCUUCUGGGAGCGACGGGCGUUGAGGACCGGCUGCAGGACGGCGUGCCGGAGACUAUCGAGUCUCUGCGGAGGGCCGGCCUGCAGAUCUGGGUGCUGACGGGAGACAAACAGGAAACGGCCGUCAACAUCGCGUACGCCUGCAAGCUGCUGGACCCUGAGGAGGAGAUCCUCACGCUGAACGCUGAUUCUCAGGAGGCGUGUGCUCUGCUGCUGGAGGAGAGUUUACACUACAUCCAGGCCAAAUUCCUCUGCAGCUCCUCGGACCAGCCCGCCGCCAAGACCUUCAGCAGUAGCUUCAGCCCCUUUGAGCUGUAUCCCUCCUCCUCCUCCUCCUCCUCUUCCUCCCCCCACACCGCUGGCUUCACGGUGCUCCGGCUGGGCCUGGUGAUCGACGGCCGGACCCUGGCCUACGCUCUGGACAAGAGUUUGGAGGAUAAGUUCCUGGCGGUGGCGAGGAGCUGCCGCUCGGUGCUGUGCUGCCGCUCCACGCCGCUGCAGAAGAGCAUGGUGGUCAAACUGGUGCGCAACAAGCUGAAGGUCAUGACUCUCGCCAUCGGUGACGGGGCCAACGAUGUCAGCAUGAUCCAGGUAGCGGAUGUUGGCGUGGGCAUCUCUGGCCAGGAGGGCAUGCAGGCGGUGAUGGCGAGCGAUUUCGCCCUCCCUCGGUUCCGGUACCUCCAGAAGCUCCUGCUGGUCCACGGUCACUGGUGCUACUCACGACUGGCCAACAUGAUUCUCUACUUCUUCUACAAGAACGCUAUGUUCGUAGCGCUCAUCUUCUGGUAUCAGUUCUAUUGCGGGUUCUCCGGUUCGGCCAUGAUCGACCAGUGGUAUCUCAUCUUCUUCAACCUCAUGUUCUCCGCCUUCCCACAACUCAUCACCGGCACGCUGGACAAAGACGUGUCUGCAGAGACGCUGCAACAACUACCUCAGCUCUACGUCAACGGCCAGAACUCUGAGGAAUAUAAGCCAUACAUGUUCUGGAUGAACAUGAUCGACGCCUUCUACCAAAGUCUCAUCUGCUUCUUCAUCCCCUACUUCGCGUAUGCUGACUCUGACGUGGAUCUGUUUACGUGGGGAACUCCCAUCACCACCCUGGCUCUGCUCACCAUCCUGGUUCAUCUCGGCAUUGAGACCAAAACCUGGACGUGGAUGAACUGGCUGUCCAUCGCCUUCAGUACGGCGUUGUUCUUCACCGUGGCUCUGUGCUACAACGCCUCCUGUCCCACCUGCUACUCGCCCUCCAACCCGUACUGGACCAUACAGAGGCUGCUGCAGGACCCGCUCUUCUACCUGCUCUGUGUCGUCACGCCGGUAGCGGCGCUGCUGCCCAGAUACUUCUACAGGGCGUGUCAGGGCACGCUGUUUCCCAGCCCCGUCCAAGUUGGAAGACAGUUGGAUAAACUCCCCGCCGAAACCCGCAGGAAUAUUCUGAGCCUCAGCGGGGUCAAGGCGGGGUCGCCGCUCAGCCCCGAGCCUCCCUUCCUGUCGCUCAGCAAGCCUUCGCCGACAGGUUGGAAUAGAACACACCAGAGGAGCGUCUCCGACACGACGCAGUGGCCCCGUUUACAGACAGAUGGACGGGGACGCCCGCUGGGGCCCUCAGACACUGAGAGAGGCCUCUGUCCCACAGAUAAAGACACACUUCCUUAUACCAAAGACGCUCCUCAGCUCUCAGGGGAGCCGCCGUCGCCGCCGCCGCCGCCGCCGCCGCCGCCGCCGCCUUCCACCAAAGACUGUCUCGAUAAGACUUUAGAGACGUCCGAUCUGAGUCUGUCCAGCUGGAUCACCUCCACGCCGCUGCUGUCUCAGACGGGCAGCGUCCAGCUCAACCUGCCCGCCGACGGAGACGCCCAGUGUGUCAAAUACACGAGGACGUUGGAGGAAAGACUCCCGUCUGACCACAGCGUUCAUCCAGCAGCACAGCGGACAGACUCACUGCACACCACCUUGUGAUGUCUCUCAGUCUUAAAGACUCCAAUUUGCACGAUUUUUAAGAAAAACAAAUGUUUAUAAUGUUAUUGUACUUUUAAGGAGAUUCUUUUAUAAAUAGGUACUUUAUAUUUUUGAGGUUUUGAAGAUGGAAGAACUGGAAUUAUCUCCCGUUCCUUUUUUUUAGUUUGUUUUUUAAUCCUGUAAAUCUCAAAGAUGCAUCUCAGUAGUUGAUCAGGUUUAACGUGAUGAAGAGGAGACAGUUUAUCUUCCUCCUCUUCUUCUUCAGCUUCGCCUGUAAAUGCCUUCAGACGGUCAUGAAUCGUAUUCCUGAACAGAGAAACGCGUCUCAGUGCAGAUCCUUAAAGAGUUUUAUCUUUACGUGAAUCAGUGCACGUUUCAGUCUGGUUGCUGGAUUCGUCCGUUUCUCUUCUGUCAUACUGAAACAUUCCACUGAAUAGUUAUGAGAGCUGUUCACUUUAGAUAUCAUCGUUCAUUAUCAGAGUUAAUCCCAGUCUUUAUACAGCAACGAUCUACCAGUAAUGAUGCUCUGUUUGAGUGUGUGUGUGUGUGUGUGUGUGUGUGUGUGUGUGUGUGUGUGUGUGUGUGUGUGUGUGUGUGUGUGUGUGUGUGUGUGUGUGUGUGUGUGUGUGUGUGUGUGUGUGUGUCCACUGACUCUUUAGAUCUGUUUCAGCAGUGCCAGUUUCAUUUUAAAGGAAUAGUUUGACAUUGUGGGAAAUAUGUGUUUUGGCGUCAACCUCCGCAGUCAAAGCUGAAGUUUCUUAAACCUGCGUUCUCUCUAGCAGCCAGCAGGGGGCGUCUCCUCUGGUUGUAUAGACGUC